AUGAACCCCACAGACUCUGAGGAUAUGAGCCCACAAAUACCUCCGCCGUCAGUAAAACCAUGCAGAUGUGCGCGGUGCGACGUCGGCCCAGAACUUAUGGAGUAUGGAGCGCAUCAGCUCAAAAGCCUCAGCUGCAACGCUCAUGAAGUGAUCCGAUCCCAUUCGCUGCUAUUCUCUGCUACUGGGAAACCAUCUGCACAACAGAAUUGGAGUGAUUUGACAAACGGCAUCACAAUUCUGCGUAGAUCUCUUAGCAAACUCGAAGCGCAUGCCUACGAAGUGCUGUCUUCACGAUUCGAACGCGUGAAUGUGAACUGUGGUCAGACAAAGCGAUCACAUAGCUAUACGUCGGUGGACUCGAAUGGUAAUACCAGUCCUGUGGAGAAAAUGUUCGAAGAUGGGAUGUCCAUGAACGAACAAUCUGAAGAUGAAUUUGACGUGGUUCAACCGCUGAGCGAAAAGGAACUAGGCGAGGAAUGGUCGACGGUGAUUCGUACGAUAGCGACUACCUUACCACCCCCGCAGCUGUUUAAAAGGGGUGACAAGUUUGUUGCUAAGGUCCUCAGUGCAGUUUCCCCACUGGAAUUCUAUGUCAUCAAAGUUAGCCACAUUAGAUAUACUUUCAUUUUGACAGAAGACAUUUUCUUCAUGCUUCUUCAGGUGUACUUGGCCGACUAUGGAAGAUCGUUGUUUGUCAGUCGGACUCAAUGUUUUGCGAUGCCAAAGUGCAUCGCUCAGUAUGCUCCUCCCCUCGCGCAUUAUUGCACAUUGAAUGAUGUGGAUAGUCGUUCCCUCGACCACGCUGCUGUUAAGGCAUUCCAUGAGAAAAUAGUCACAGCAAGUGAAGUUAUGCUAGCAUGUUACGGAGAAACCCGUCGCACUCAUGGCGAGCUGGUGGACAUUAUCGACUGA
Messenger RNA from Haemonchus placei, 912 nucleotides. The record is from the annotation of a GenBank genome assembly. Lineage: Eukaryota; Metazoa; Nematoda; Chromadorea; Rhabditida; Trichostrongylidae.